Alternaria conjuncta is the source of this 1218-nucleotide messenger RNA. RefSeq lists its product as uncharacterized. Lineage: Eukaryota; Fungi; Ascomycota; Dothideomycetes; Pleosporales; Pleosporaceae. The record is from RefSeq and is a predicted model, not a curated record. The transcript has 3 exons. Bases 1 to 1218 code for a protein of 405 amino acids.
AUGGACGCUGGACGUGAGCAGCAGCGCCAGCAAUUGGGCAAGAUGGGUCUUCUGGAUAUAAUCGAGCAGCGCGAGAAAGAAGACCGAGCAGCAAUGGAAGAAUACAACGCCGCCCGCAACACCGAUCGAACAGCCGGCAAUCGCUCUGCACCCGACACCAAUGCCCAGCCCCCCCAACCCGGAUUCAAUCCAAACAACUACGGCAUGAUAAUGCCGUUCGACGUAUCCGAGAACCUCAUCACCGGCUGCAACAUCUGUCCCCAACAAACCAACCUCAGCCGCUGCAGCGCCUGCAAAGUAGUCCACUACUGCAGCCCCGAGCACCAACGCGCCGACCGCCCCGCCCACAAGGUGUGGUGCAAAUCCAUCAAAAAGAUCACGUUCGUCCUCGACAAAGACGAAGCCGCCCUCCGAGCCCACAAGGGCGAUAUGGAUACACCACCCAACGCGUUCGAAACCGCCAUCGGCGACUUCUGGCGUUACAGCGGAACGAGGAACUACAUGCGUUCACGAAACGAGCUCUUAAGAGAACUGCCUAGAUUGAAUACUACAGCGGCGGUGGAAGCUGCGCUGGAACACGCGCUUGGUUUGAUGCGGUUGAAUCUGCAGGAUCUGAUCUUAAGUUGCGACUGGAAGAAUGUUAGGCAGCUGCCGCAUGAGAUGGGCAGUGGGGAGGAUGCGUGGGAAAAUGUUGAUGUGUUUGAACGGGUCAGGAACUUUGGCGAUGGUUUUGGCAAUGGGGGUGGGGAUAACUUCGCCGUGCCCAGUUUCUCGGAUCUGUCGCAUCUUGUUGCGGUUACGCUGGUCAAGGUACGCAUGCUUAUCGAUACAUUCAUACUCACCGAGAGCGUUCAACCACAGCGCUUUGGCGAAUUGAACACCAGCAGCAUUGUGUUGCGCGACGCCAUAAGAGAAGGAGAUAUUGGAGAGGUUGAGAUCGUGUUCGAGGAGAUGAAAGAUCAGGUCAAGCGAUUAUACCACGCUGUGGACAGAGUCAACAAGCACUUCUGGCCUCGAGUGGUAGAGCCCCGGGCCCAUCUACUGAUGAACCCUAUUUCCAUUGGUAUGGGCGAGGAGACGGAGAUGCACAAGGUUUUGCCGGAAUACUACUGUGCAUGGAGUGAAACACCGGGCGCGAUUGAAGUCAUUGAGGAUAUUUUGGAGGGACGUGAGAUUUCCUUUUCACGCUCGGUCGGAAGAGGACUUUUUAAGAAAUAG